This is a messenger RNA of Penicillium cinerascens, 213 nucleotides long. RefSeq lists its product as uncharacterized. The coding region runs from base 1 to 213 and encodes 70 amino acids. Lineage: Eukaryota; Fungi; Ascomycota; Eurotiomycetes; Eurotiales; Aspergillaceae. The transcript is spliced from 2 exons. The record is from RefSeq and is a predicted model, not a curated record.
AUGUGUAAGCAGUGUGAUCAUAUCCUUGCUCAUCCUGCCGACCGGCACCGGGGAACGUCUACUAUGAAUAGGCAUUUCUUACAGGCCGCUACCUGUCAAAAGCGAAAGACUAAAACACAUGAUAUCAGAAAGAUGAUCUCGAAUGGGGUUCGGAAGAUUGCAGUCUAUAUCAAUAAAAGCCCCCAGCGCCGCGAGAGCUUUAUCGGACUGUAG